AAUCUCUCCGCGCGCAUCUCUCACUUUGUGAGCACAAGCGGGCAGCGAUCGCGCGACCGCUGGCCACCGUGCAAAGCUCUGAAAGCGGCUGGGCAGCGCUGCAGGCAGCCAAAGGCUAGACGCUCCAGCAUCUGCCUUCAUAGCAAGCACAAACAAUCGCAUCCUCCAGCUCCGAGCAGCAUAGCUCGUAAUAACAGCUGACAAUGCGCCGGCCGACAUGGACCGACCCUGACAAGGACAAGGAGUCGCAGGCGGCCGCCAGCGACGACGCCUCGGACGACGACGGCAUCGAUCGCAAUCCCUGCAAGUUCCCCGAUCUACUGUUUGCUAUCGCCUUCUCCGCGAUGGUCGUUGCCAUGAUCUACGCGGCCUUCUACUACCAGUAUGCAGGGCGGGUAGAUUUCGAUGAUUUGGCAAGCGAGGAUGCCGCCGGAAAUCUGUUCUCGUUGCUGAUCGCGUGCUACGCGUCCGCGGCCGUCGUGAGCCAGCUCGUAGCGUCGAUCGCGCUGCGGUCCGGAACUAGCGCACUGGACGUGCUGCUCGGCGCGUCCAACGCCCUCACGCUGGCGGGCUCGGUGCUCGCGUUUAUCUUCGUCGGGCCUUGGACGGGCUGCGGUUUAUUAGCAGUGUUCCUCGUGGGGGGCGCGUUCCAGGUGUUCGGCCGGAGCGAUCGCUCGGAGUUUGCGGCGGCAACCGUGGCGGUCGGCUGCGACGCGGCCUUGGAAUAUCCCGAAAUGGGCUGUGAGGCGGCCGUCGGCCUCGAGGGUGGCGCGUUUUUUCUGACGGUCGUGGCUACGCUGCUCUUCGGUACUUUUUCGGUGGCGGCCUUCGGCUACUACGCCUUCGAGGUCCAGAAGAGCGACGACGAUGAUUGGGACACGGCGCUGUUCCUCGUCUGCCUCGCGUUCGCGGCGUGCUUCUUUUGGGCUUCUCAGGUGCUCAAGUAUGUCAUAACGGCCGCGACCGCGUCGACGGCGAACAGCUGGUGGUUCGGGAAGGACGUGGCGCCGCUUUCCGCGUUUUGUCGGGCCGUGACGUAUCACUACGGCGCGAUCUGCUUCGGGGCGUUAGUGGUCGCGCCGAUCGAAUCGAUCGCGACGUCGAUCAAUUCGAUGAAGCGAAUGAGUGCGCGGGCCGAGAGCGGCGCGGUGAGCUCCGUACUCUCUGGUUGCUUGUGUUGCGUGACGACAGUCUUACAGUGCUGCGAAAGUAUACUCGACUACUUUAACAAAUUUGCGUUUGUGCUUCCCCGGCGUCCUCACGCCACCUCCACGCCAUCGACGCGACGCGUCCCACGCGCAGGUCCUCGUCGGCAUGCGCGGCGCCUCAUAUGCGUACGCGAGCCGGCAGAUCGUGGCGGUCUUUGGGAGUCAAGGAUGUAUUGCGGCUGGCGCCGACUUCUAUUCAGAAUCUGUGGUAGCCUUGUCGAGCAUCAGCGUCGGCGCCGUCACGGCGGCCUUCGCCGUCGGACUGGGGGACGACAGUACGGAGCUGGAGGAAGGCAUCUCCUCGACGUCGGCCGUCAUCGCCGUCCUCGCGGGCGCCGGCGGCUACUGCGUCGCGGCGACGGCCUUCGCGAUCGUCGAGGCCUGUGUGGAAAUCAACCAGUGAGUAGGCUAUCUUCGUCGACCUCCACGCCAUCGAGCAGAUGCAGUUCCGGGGACACCGUCGCGUCGAUGGCGUGGGGCGCCUGAAAUUUGAUCCACACAGGUCGAGGCCGCGGGAAAGGCCGCGCUCGUCUUAUACCUCGAGGACCCCAACGCUCUAAAGCGCACGCAUGAAAGCGACUUCGACCGGCUCUCAGGCGUCUGGCACCUCCUCGGCAAGGAGGUCGCGACCGUGCCCGAGGAGUACGAGCCGCUCCAGGCGCCCAACGACGGGUUCACGUAAUAUGUAUAUUCUUAGCCAGAGC
This is a messenger RNA of Pelagomonas calceolata, 1912 nucleotides long. The record is from the annotation of a GenBank genome assembly. Lineage: Eukaryota; Pelagophyceae; Pelagomonadales; Pelagomonadaceae.